CAGAUAAGGGACGUUACCCCUUUUCAAAGAUCUUAAAAUUAUUCAUCAAAUUCAAUAUAUACCACCUUCAAACACAGAUGCUACAUCGUGAACUCCGUAUUAAAUCAAAAUAAAAAACCAAGACUUUCUAUUGCUGCCUCCUACCAAAGAUCGGCAGCAACAAAAUGGCGAUCACCAUUCCUGAAGUUGUUUUAAUCUCUAGCACUAGCAGCAGCACUCACAGAAUGCCUCUGCUGGGCAUGGGCACAGCAGCUUCCCCUCCAUUGCCAUCAGAACAAAUUAAAACAGCCAUUCUUCAAGCAAUUGAGGUUGGUUACAGACACUUUGAUACAGCCUCACUCUACUUAACAGAAGAGCCACUGGGUCAAGCCAUUGCUGAAGCGCUCUCUAUUGGCCUAAUUAAAUCAAGAGAUGAGCUGUUCAUCACCUCAAAGCUUUGGUGCAGUGACGCUCAUAGCAAUCUUGUUCUUCCCGCCCUUCAAAAGACUCUCCAGACUCUUCAGUUGGAGUACAUCGAUCUUUAUCUGAUUCAUUGGCCUGUUAGCUCGAGACCAGGGAUCUAUGAGUUCCCAAUAAAGGAGGAAGAUUUUCUACCUAUGGAUUUUGAAGGUGUAUGGACAGCUAUGGAAGAAUGUCAGAAACUUGGACUUACUAAAUCAAUUGGUGUCAGUAAUUUCUCAUGUAAAAAGCUUUCAGACAUUCUUGCAGUUGCAAAGAUCCCUCCUGCUGUUAAUCAAGUUGAGAUAAACCCACUCUGGAAUCAAAAGAAGCUGAUGGAAUUUUGCAAGGCCAAAGGAAUCAUCUUGGCAGCAUAUGCACCUUUAGGAGCAAAAGGUACCAUCUGGGGUAGCAACAGGGUUCUGGAGAAUGAUGUGCUUAAUGAGAUUGCAAAUGGCAAAGGAAAGAGUGUUGCUCAGAUCUGCCUUAGGUGGGCACUUGAGCAGGGGAUCUGUGUGGCGGUGAAGAGUUUCAACAGGGAAAGGAUGAAACAGAACCUUGACAUAUUCAACUGGGCACUGAGCGACGAAGAAUCCAAGAAGAUCAGUGAGAUACCCCAGAACAGAGGGUGUCGUGGAGAAGAUUACAUAUCAAACAAGGGGCCUAUCAGGACCGUGGAAGAGCUAUGGGAUGAUGAACUUUGAUUUCAGUAUAAAUUAAAGUAGAAUAAUGAAUAAUGAAUAAUGUCACUGGUGUCCUCUUCGUCACUUGUUUCUAUCAUCAUUAUCAGAAUUCUAUUCAACUUUUUCCAACAAGUUCUAAGA
This is a messenger RNA of Ricinus communis (castor bean), 1262 nucleotides long. Its product is annotated as non-functional NADPH-dependent codeinone reductase 2. Gene Ontology annotation, cellular component: cytosol. The transcript has 4 exons. Gene Ontology annotation, molecular function: aldose reductase (NADPH) activity. The coding region runs from base 165 to 1142 and encodes 325 amino acids. The record is from RefSeq and is a predicted model, not a curated record. Lineage: Eukaryota; Viridiplantae; Streptophyta; Magnoliopsida; Malpighiales; Euphorbiaceae.